Molecule: messenger RNA, 2118 nt
Organism: Cyprinus carpio (common carp)
Lineage: Eukaryota; Metazoa; Chordata; Actinopteri; Cypriniformes; Cyprinidae
Gene: sh2d5
Product: SH2 domain containing 5
Cellular component (GO): postsynaptic density
Source: RefSeq, a predicted model, not a curated record
UAUAGAAAAGGCUAUAAUCUAAUUAUAUUUAAGAAUCGGGUUGUGAACAUCAUAAUACGUGUAUGGGAGCCCAAACAAAUCAUAUUUUACACUAACAACAUUAUUUAUUGUAUCUAUGGCUCCUGACGGGACUCGGAAAAAUCAGACUCUUUUAAGUGAAUCGUUUUGAUUCAGCCACUGUGCAUCAUCCUUGUGUGGUGUAGGCGGAGAGUUCAAAUGCUUUCGAUGAAUCCAGUCUGGCUCUAUAUAGGCGGGAUUUAGAGAAUAAGGUGAGUCAGGAUCGCAGAACCCCCGGAGGAUAAUCUACCAACCCUGCCAGGUUCAGUCGCGUGGACGAAUGUUUUAAGUAAGGUAAAGGAAGCCAGGCUCAGACUGAGACAUGGGUGAGACAGCUGGAAGGGAACAUGGGAUUGUUACAAGAUCUGCGGAGUAUAUUGGCUCAUUUCCUGUGGAUGACAGUUGUUUGGAUGAUCAGAUUCAGCAGCUGCACACUCAGCUGAAAUCUUUCAAGACGCUCCUCAUGGCUCACGCCAUGUGUCGAGUCUCGCUGUCCACCGCCCGUCCGUCUGAUGCCCAGUUUGCCUUUGUCUCCCAUAAUCCUGGAAAUUCUGAUGCCAAGCUCUAUUGCCACCUCUUCAGAGCCAGACAUGCCCGAGCUGCCAAGUUCCUGAACCUGCUGCUUUGUCGCUGUUUUCAACUCUAUUUUCUGGAGAAGCACCCAGAGGAAGCACAGGAUGAGUGUUCAGGGAAGAAACCAACUCGAAAUCCAUCGUUGCUUAAUCAAGGUGUCCCUCUCAGUGUCAGUGCCUUGGUGUCUUUCCGCAGGGCCCCAACUCAAGGCCUGCUACCAGGGGCAAAGGUGUCCUCACAGCCGAGCACAGAGCAAGUCAGCAGUCCUGAAGAGGGCCUCACUUCUUCUCCGACUAUAGUUCGUAAAAAGGCGAUUCGAACGAAAGAGCUGCGUUCUGGAGCAUAUCGCUCUUUUACAUUUACUCCUCUCAAACAGCGGCACCUGCAGGAUAAACUGAGUGCACCACAAGAAAAGGAACAAGCCAGUGCAAAAGCAUGCAAGUCUCGCGCUCCCAGUUUAGCCGAGACCGAAGAAGCUCUGGCUCAAGCAGUGUGGUGCUGGGCUGGCGUGUCUAGUGACUGUAGUUCUUCAUUGCUGGCAGAUGAUGUCUUGGGUGCCUUCCUGCUAUGUCCUCAUCCCAAAAAGCCCAACCGUGGGUCUCUUAUAGUCCGCUUUCCCUCAGGACUGGUAACUCAUGCUAUUAAGAAUUCCAAGGGGAAGUUCCGGCUUGAGAAAUGCCACAUUGACUUUGAAAGCCUUGCUGCUUUGAUUGAGCACUACACAGAGUUCAGUGAGGAGCUGGAAUGUUUUUUGAGCUGCGCCCGCGUCAACCACUGCUACGAUUGGGAAGAGAUUGUGAAUAAGAGUUCACGGUCGCUGCAGGACAACAAGAAAGGCACAUUCAAAAACCAAAGUUGGGUUUGAAUCCUCGCUUUCAUGCACUUUUUUUUUUUUAAAUACAAUUGUUUUUAAAAAACAUUUUAUACUAUAUAUUUUAAAUUUUACAGAGCUGCUGACAUUAGUAAACCUUCCUAACAAGGAACUUAAGUCACUGGCACACUUUGUUUAUAUUUUAAAAGGACAGUUCUGUUUUGCCGGUUGGCAAUAACCUCAACCCACCUAAAGCACUCACAUUGUUGGUGUUUUGGUUUGAAUUUCUUUUCUAGGGAAAGCGGGACUUACGUUUUUCAUGUAAAUGUCAGAUGUAAAUGUAUAGCUACUCAACAACUUUUGCAAAGGUGCAGACUAUAUAUAUACGUUUUAUGUCUCUUAAUUUUUUGUGUUAUAUGUGUUUAUAUUGAUUUUGGACAUUUUUUUCCACUCACUUUAUAAGAGAGCUUUUCAGCGAUAACCUGAACAUGUCCAGUGAAUAGGUUUUUUUUUUUUUUUUCUUUGCCUGGGUUUGCUUCCUUAAUGGUUUGGAACUCUUGCACUUUUCACCUCAUAAAUGCACACAUUUCUGUCAUUAGCUUUGCACCAGUGUAAAUUAAGUGACUUGCCUCAUUGCAUAAACUGAUUAUAAAAGCAAUUUGGCUUCUUUUUCCUUU